GUCUCACACAAUCAUCCAGUCAUCUGCUCUGUCUCAUGCUCAAGUCCUUGCUUAUCUGCCUGACACUCCAGACCUGUCCAACAGACCACUUGUUACAGCCCAGCAUGUCCAGAGGCAUUGAAGGACACUGAGUUCCUUCUGCCCCCUUUAGGAAUAACAGCAAGGAUCUUCUCUUCAUGGCUCUGCAAUGGCUGGAAAAAUUCUGAACUUCAAUGUUGGAGUGCUGGGCCACGUUGACAGUGGCAAGACCUCCCUUGCCAAGGCCCUGAGCACAGUUGCCAGCACUGCUUGCUUUGACAAGAAUCCACAGUCCAAAGAGAGGGGCAUCACCAUUGACUUGGGCUUCAGCUCCUUUGUGGUGGAAGCUCCGAAACAUGUGCUGGAAGGUGGGUAUGAUAAGUUGCAGUUCACCCUGGUGGACUGUCCAGGGCACGCCUCUCUCAUCAGAACCAUUAUUGGGGGAGCCCAGAUCAUUGAUGCCAUGAUGCUGGUGGUGGACAUAACCAAGGGCAUCCAGACACAGACAGCAGAGUGUCUGGUUAUUGGUGAGGUGCUAUGUGAUAACCUUCUUGUAGUUCUUAAUAAGGUGGAUCUAAUACCCCAAGAAAAACAAAAGGCAACCAUUGAAAAGAUGACAAAAAGGAUCUUACUCACACUGCAAAAAACAAAAUUUGUCGGUUCAAAAGUCAUUGCUGUGGCUGCCAAGCCGGGGGGGCCAGACGCACCUGACCAGGACCCUGAUGGAGUGAAGGAACUAAUGGAGGUGAUGCAAGCAUUCUCAUACAUUCCAAAAAGAGACACUUCAGGUCCAUUUCUGUUUGCUGUUGAUCACUGUUUCAGUAUCCGAGGGCAGGGAACAGUCAUGACAGGCACGGUGCUUCAGGGGGCCGUGGCCAUCAAUGAUGUUGUGGAGAUUCCAAGCUUAAAGGUGACCAAGAAAGUAAAGUCCAUGCAGAUGUUCAGACAGCCAGUAGAGAAGGUUUCACAGGGUGACCGUGCUGGCAUUUGUGUGACACAGUUUGACCCCAAACUGCUGGAGAGGGGAGUGGUGGGCACUCCAGGUGUCAUUAAGACAGCCUUUGGGGUUCUUGCCAAAGUUUCAAGGAUCUCAUAUUACAAACUGCCAAUUGAGACUAAGGCAAAAUUUCACAUUAGUUUGGGUCAUGAAACAGUGAUGGCAAGGGCAACCUUUUUUGGCACAGAGGACCAGCAGGGCCCAGAGGAGGUGUUUGAUUAUGAGCGCACCUACAAGUACCAGUCCGAGCUCCUUGACCUGAAGGCUGGAGAUGGAGUCACUUCCAAUAUCUUGCAACAGUUUGCUCUCCUUGAGUUUGAAAAAGCUAUUCAGAUUCCCCCAAACUCAUCACUGAUAGGGUCAAAGCUAGACAUGGACGUGCACACCAACAUGUGCCGCCUAGCUUUCAAAGGCAAACCUUUGGAAAUCUUCACAGAUAAAAAUUAUGGAGAGACACAGUUGGAAAGAAUCAAGGUUUAUAAGGAAAAAAGCAAAGAAGGGCUGGUAGAGCGAGUGGCUAAUGAGAAUGAACUCAUUGUCAAAAGCUUGCUGAAGAAAGACACCAACAGCCAGCUUUUUGUGGGACUGAAGGUAAAGCUUUCCACGGGGGAGGAGGGUGUGAUUGACGGAACCUUUGGCCAGGGAGGCAAGGUGAAGGUCAGGAUCACCAGCGGUCUCCAGGACACCACCAAGCUCACUCUUCAGAAAUUCUCAUCAGGAAAAAAGAAAGGGAAAGGUGGACAAGAAAAUCUGCCUCCUGACAACAAUUUGGAGCCUGUUAAAGUAAUCCUUCAUUUCAAGAAAUAUGUAUUCAGCACUAGUAAAAAAAUGAUACAAAAUUGAAAACACAAGGAAUCAGUAAACAGAUGAAAGAGAAAGAGAGAGAAAUAUAUAUAUAUAUAUA
Molecule: messenger RNA, 1919 nt
Organism: Eriocheir sinensis (Chinese mitten crab)
Lineage: Eukaryota; Metazoa; Arthropoda; Malacostraca; Decapoda; Varunidae
Product: selenocysteine-specific elongation factor-like
Exons: 2
Coding region: 188-1858 (556 amino acids)
Biological process (GO): selenocysteine incorporation
Molecular function (GO): GTP binding; GTPase activity; translation elongation factor activity
Source: RefSeq, a predicted model, not a curated record